GCUAACUUUUGGGAUGUGAGUUAGGCGCAAGACCAAUUUUAACAAAAGUAAAUAUUGUUCAUUCGCUAGUGUUUUUCCCCCCAGCUGGUGUUGGUACCCAGAUUGGGGUUCCACUAAAUCCAGAUUUUCUCACAUAUGUUCUAGCCUUGGUGGAUAGAGUUAUCUUGUACCUUUGGUGGGAGGUGGCAGACAUCCAGUGGAAUUAGUCUAAGGUGAGGGCAAGCUGGUCCGGACACUAUGGUUAUCAAAAAAAAAAAAUGAAAAAAGAAAAACUAGAACCCAAGACUUGGCUAAGGAUGGAGUACUCACUAGUGUACUAUGACUACAACUGUUUUAUUCUAAUAUGCAGAAUUUGUUAGACUGCUAUAGUUGAGUGAGAACUGUUUCUUUAAAAGGGAUGACAUGAUACAGGAGUGAAUCUAUUAUUUUCGUAGAUUUUUUUUUUCCAGUAAAAAUAAGGAAAACUUUUAGUAUUGUUAUUAUUAGGUUGUUUUUUUUUGUUGUUUAAUUUUUUAAAUUUGGUAUGAUGUUAUUUGAACUUAAAUAUAUAAACAUGGUCAGUGAUGAUUUAUUGAUCUAUACUGUUGACUAUGGCUUGUUUGAGAUUGAAACUUAGUCCUUUGUUGUGACUAUAUAUGAUUUGUUUAAGAUUGAAAUAUAGUUAUUAUUUGUAUAUUUGUACUACCGUGGAAGAUUUUAUAUGUUUAAUGACGCCGUCAUCCUUCACUUUUUACCUAAACAGUCAUUUCAUUUCAGUUUUUCUGGAUGUCCUGGAAGGGCAAGAAAAUCAUAAAUUAUUUAAAACCUAAAAUUAAAUCCAAAAAUUAAGGAGAGAAGCUUCUAUGUUACCUUUUUCAAAACAAUUUAAGGAGAGAGAAGCUUCUGGAAAGAUUUAAAGUGUGCAUUUUAAAAUAAAAUCAUUUCUUUUCCAUCGUGCAUAACUCAAUAUGCUCAACGUACAAAAACACAAUUUUUGUACCAUUGACUUAUAAACAAAAAUUCCUUUUCCAUUGCCAAAAUCAUUUUUUGCACCUUUUCUGAAACACCAUCUUUCUUAUAUAUAUAGAACUUCCACAUUGAAAGCCACCCCCAUCAUCUUCCCAAAAAAUAAUUACCAAAAAACUCCAUCUCCCUCUAUUCUACCUAUAUAUCUCUUUCAUAUUCAUAUCUAAUUUUGAUCUUCAGAAAUUUAAUUUUAUCAUUCAACAAUUUCUAUCAUAUAUCAUAUAUUUAUUUUAUUUUAUUUCCAGGAUUGAUUGUUUUUAUCCCGUGCCUUUAUAUCGAUUCUCCUUGGGAUAUAUUGUUCUUUUGGUUUUGUAGGCCACUUACAAUUUUUUAGUUUUAUGUCCUUUUUAGAAGAGACCUAAAAAGGCCAUUUUUUUCUAUUUAUAUUUUAAGUGGUCAAGAGAUCUUAAUUACUCGAUCCCUUUUGGAUCAUUGGUAUAUUGGUAUUAAGAAAUAACAAGAUGGAUCAUAAUCAUCAUAGGGAUAAUGAAUUUGAACAUCAAGAAAUCCAGAAGGCAAAGGCAUCAUCAAAAUUCAAUAGAUCAAAAACCAUACACACCCCCAGAAAUUCGAUUGAAUGCCCCGAAAAGCCUUUAUAUCUCUACCCUUCUCCUCAUUCGAUUGAACGUAAUGGCUCCAUUAAAAAGCUUCAUUGUUCACCUUUAGGUUCCAUGGUUGGAACUUCAUUCAAAGGAAAAGUGAAAAAAUUAUAUUCUAUUUUCGAUUCUCUUAAGGAAAAUCAUCAUCGAUCCUCAAUACCGAAACCUCAAACCACCAAGUAUUCAAAGCCAUUGAUAUCUAGUUCCCCGUUAUUGCCUGGUACAGAGGAUCGUGUGGUAAUCUACUUAACGAGUAUACGUGGAAUUAGAAGGACAUUCGAGGAUUGUUACACGGUGAAAAUGAUAUUAGGAAGCUAUCGUGUUAAAGUCGAUGAAAGAGAUGUCUCAAUGCACAUCGCGUAUAGGAAGGAAUUACAAAGUGUUAUGGGUGAGAAGAAGAACAAUAAUAUUGUGACAUUGCCACAGAUUUUUAUCAAAGGGAAAUACAUUGGAGGCGCUGAAUUAAUCAAGCAAUUGAAUGAAAUUGGUGAACUGCGAAAGUUAUUAAGAGGGAUUCCUUUAAGGCCAAUUGGAUAUAUUUGUGAAGGGUGUGGGGAUGUACGGUUCGUGCCUUGCUCGAAUUGCGAUGGCAGCAGAAAAUUUUUCGAUGAAGAUGACGGACAGAUUAGGAGGUGUCUUGUUUGUAAUGAGAAUGGAUUGGUUCGAUGCACACUUUGUUGUUCUUGAUCUGCAUAAAUUUGUGAGUGGUAUUGAUUACAUUUUCGUGUACUUGGCCUAUCGCCUUAUAGUUUUUAGCUGGUGAGGCAUAAAGCGAAUUCAGAAUUUUAAAUGAGUUGAGGUAAACCUAACCUAACUCUUUUGUAUUAACAGGUGGCGUUUUAAUACUUAUAAAUUAUCUACUACUACUACAUAUAUUGAAAUUGUAUAGUUGUAUGGAUAGUGAUGGGGUGCACUGUAGUGGGUGCUUAUUCACCUGUUGACAUACCAAUUUUUUCUAUAUACAGAAAAAGUUCAAAAUUGCUCCUGAACUAUUUGAAAUGGAACAUUUUGGUCCUCCGUUAAUAAUUGGGGUCAUUUGCUAGUA
Messenger RNA from Capsicum annuum, 2649 nucleotides. RefSeq lists its product as uncharacterized. NCBI's taxonomy places the organism in Eukaryota, Viridiplantae, Streptophyta, Magnoliopsida, Solanales, Solanaceae. The record is from RefSeq and is a predicted model, not a curated record. Bases 1467 to 2291 code for a protein of 274 amino acids. The transcript has a single exon.